AUGAAAAGAAACUUAAUUCCAUUAUUUAUUUUUAUAUUUUUAUUUAGUGUUGUAAAUAGUUGUCAAAUUUGUUUGAAAGAAAAUGAUAUUUGUGGAAUUAACAAUCAUGAAAUGUGUAGCUAUGAUACAACUUGCUUUAAUAAUACUUAUGAACCAUCGAAUCAAAAUUUAAAAUGUACCAAAUACUUGAGAGAGGGUGAUGAAUGUGGAGCUGGUAAUUUAAGAGAUUUAUGUAUUGAGGGUAAAUGUUUUUCAAAUAAAUUCGCAACUUUAACUGAAUAUUGUGAAUUAAAUACUGAUUGUGCAACUGAUGAACUUGUUUGUAAUAACAAUGAAUGUAGAUUGAAACCUUCUGCAAAUUGUAAUGGUUUGAAUUCCAAUUGUAAUUAUGAUGAAUAUUGUUUAGGAAAUUCUUGUGCAAAAAUAAAAUUGGAGGGUGAAUCGUGCAUUUAUAAUAGCCAGUGUUUAGGUCCAAUGUCUUGUAAAAAUAAUGUUUGCUCUAAUCAACUCCUUGGAUUAGGUGCUAAUUGCAAAUAUGAUGUGUGUAAUUACAAUAGAGAUUUAUAUUGCUCAGAUGAUAUAUGCAUUGAAUAUUUUGAACCAAUAAAGAAAUCAUGUAAUCCUAAUGCUACUUAUAGUCAAUGCUCAGAACUUCAAAAAUGUAGUUGUUCAGAUGAAAAAUGUUAUAGAUAUUUACCAACCCCAAUGGAAAGAUUUAAAGCUUCAGACGAUUUGUAUAAGUGUGCAUUUGAUAAUAAAUGCUCAUUGGAUGAAUCACUUUUUUAUAAUACAAAAUCCUGUGUUUCAAAAAAUUGUAAAGAAAUAAUAUGUGGUUUUUCAGAUACCUUUGGUGCUAAAGAAAGUGACGAUUGUGGAAAGAAUGCAUUUUUUAGAGAUAGAUACUGUAAUUCUUCAAUUAAACUCGCUCAAUCAAUAACUUCUUUAUUCAUUAUUUUAUUUUUUGGUUUUGUAAUUACUUUUUAA
This is a messenger RNA of Dictyostelium discoideum AX4, 984 nucleotides long. RefSeq lists its product as hypothetical. NCBI's taxonomy places the organism in Eukaryota, Evosea, Eumycetozoa, Dictyosteliales, Dictyosteliaceae. The coding region runs from base 1 to 984 and encodes 327 amino acids. The record is from RefSeq and is a predicted model, not a curated record. The transcript has 4 exons.